UAUAACAUCAAACCCCAUUUUCCUAUAUACAACGAAAAAUGGCUUUACUAUCACCUCAUUUCCUUACUUUCCUCAUCUUCAUUCUAACCAUAUCCUCAGUAGAAAUCUGUGCCGCGGGAAGUGGUGGCAUCGCUAUUUAUUGGGGCCAAAAUGGUAACGAGGCAACUCUAGCCGAAACAUGUGCCACAGGAAGAUUUCCUUAUGUUAACCUAGCCUUCCUUAAUGUAUUCGGAAAUGGGUCAACCCCACAACUUAACUUAGCCGGGCAUUGUGAUCCUGCUUCCGGAGGGUGUGUCUCGUUGAGCAACGACAUUCGUAGUUGUCAAAAGCAAGGUGUUAAGCUCAUGCUAGCUAUUGGUGGUGGAAUUGGUACCUAUUCACUAUCGUCAAAGCUAGAUGCUAGAAACGUUUCCUUAUAUUUAUGGAACAGUUUCUUAGGAGGCAAAUCAUCAUCAGUGUUUCGCCCCCUUGGUGAUGCUGCAUUAGACGGCAUUGAUUUUGAUAUCGAACUAGGAUCAUUUCUAUUUUAUGAUGAUCUAGUUCGAUAUUUAAAAUCUUACUGCAAAAAAACUCAAAAAGUUUAUAUUACCGGGGCCCCACAAUGCCCAUAUCCAGAUAGGCUAAUGGGGUCCGCUUUAAACACCGGGCUAUUUGAUUACGUGUGGGUUCAAUUUUACAACAACCCACCAUGUCAAUAUUCUUCGGGUAACACUACAAAUCUGAUUAAUUCAUGGAACCUUUGGGCUAGGUCGUUAAGGGCGAAAAAGUUAUUUUUGGGGUUACCGGCGGCGACACAAGCUGCCGGAAGUGGGUUUAUUCCGGCAGAUGUAUUGACAUCCGAGAUUCUUCCGGUGAUUAGAAAGUCACCUAAAUAUGGAGGUGUAAUGUUGUGGUCAAAAUUUUGGGAUGAACAAAGUGGAUAUAGUUCAUCAAUUGUAUCAGGAUUAUAAAUGGAAUAACAGUAGUACUACACUACUACAUUUGUGUGUUUGAACUUGAAAUAUGUCUUCUCAUUUCUACUUUUCAUUAAUAUAUUUAAGCAAAUUUACCA
Molecule: messenger RNA, 1051 nt
Organism: Erigeron canadensis
Lineage: Eukaryota; Viridiplantae; Streptophyta; Magnoliopsida; Asterales; Asteraceae
Product: hevamine-A-like
Exons: 1
Coding region: 39-950 (303 amino acids)
Biological process (GO): carbohydrate metabolic process
Cellular component (GO): extracellular region
Molecular function (GO): chitinase activity
Source: RefSeq, a predicted model, not a curated record